Messenger RNA from Trypanosoma cruzi, 300 nucleotides. RefSeq lists its product as uncharacterized. The transcript has a single exon. The record is from RefSeq and is a predicted model, not a curated record. The annotation marks the transcript as partial. NCBI's taxonomy places the organism in Eukaryota, Euglenozoa, Kinetoplastea, Trypanosomatida, Trypanosomatidae.
AUGCUCGAUGCAUCUUUUAUCAACAGUUCUUUGAAGAGCGCUUUGGGGAAUGGUGUUGAAGCCGUUAUUCUUCUGGAUGGAAAUGGCGUUCUGCUUUCUUCGGCAUCGCUGAAUCCGGAAUACGUCUGUCAGAAGGAACACUCUAUGAUUGUUGCCGCCACGGGAAACGUGUGGCGUGCAUGUGCUCGUAACGACUUGACGAAAAAUAAACUUACAAAUGAGAUAGAACCGGAGGCAUUGGAGCAGGUCCUGAUUGAUUUUGGUUGCAGGAAAAUCUGCGCCAUGUCUGUGGGGGGUUCG